Coniosporium apollinis CBS 100218 is the source of this 966-nucleotide messenger RNA. RefSeq names its product citrate lyase subunit beta-like protein. Gene Ontology annotation, molecular function: magnesium ion binding; catalytic activity. Lineage: Eukaryota; Fungi; Ascomycota; Dothideomycetes. Gene Ontology annotation, biological process: oxaloacetate metabolic process. The coding region runs from base 1 to 966 and encodes 321 amino acids. The record is from RefSeq and is a predicted model, not a curated record. The transcript is spliced from 3 exons.
AUGGCUGCGCCAAUCAUCCGGCGAGCGCUCCUUUAUGUGCCUGGGUCCUCGAAGAAGAUGCUCGACAAAUCCCGCGGCCUGAAUGUCGACUGCGUGGCCUACGAUCUUGAAGACUCCGUAACGCCGGGCAAGAAAGCAGAAGCGCGGUCGAACCUGCGGCAAUUGCUUGAACAGCCGCGUGUAGAGGGCAUAAGGGAGCAAGCCGUGCGAAUUAAUUCUGUAGACAGUGGGCUGGCGCUUGAUGACCUUACUGAAGUUCUCAAAGCCCCUAAUCUUGACGCCCUCGUAAUCCCCAAAGUAAACUCCGCCUCCGACCUGCACUUCAUAACCGACGUAAUCCGGCACACCCUUCCCCACCGACACCCCUCCACCGCCACGUCCUCGCCCAACACCCCACCCCCCCUCCGCCUAAUCGCGCUCAUCGAGUCCGCCCGCGCAAUUGUCGACCUCGCCUCCAUCUGCCGCGCCUCCCCCUACCUAAGCGGUCUAAUCUUCGCCGCCGAAGACUUCGCCCUCGACCUUAGCAUAACCCGUACACCCUCUCUCUCCGAGUUCCUCUACGCACGAAGCUCUAUCGUAACCGCAUGCCGCGCGCACGACCUUCCCUCCGCCAUCGACCUCGUCUGCACCUCUUUCCGCGGAGACGAGGGCCUACGCGCUCUCGAGGAAGAGUGUCUAGGUGGGAAGCGGCUCGGCUUCAACGGCAAGCAGCUGAUCCACCCGAGUCAGGUGGAGGUGUGCCAGCGGGCUUUUUCGCCGGGGGAGGAGGAGGCGAGUUGGGCGGUGCGGGUUGUGGUGGCGGAUGAGAAGGCCGAGAAGCUGGGACGGGGCGCGUGGACGCUUGAUGGGAAGAUGAUUGAUGCGCCGGUUGUCGGUAAGGCGAGGGCGAUUGUUAGGAAGGCUGAGUUGUGUGGGAUGGAUGUGGGGGCGUUGAGGGAGAAGUGGAAGGGGCAGGAGCCGGAGUGA